Messenger RNA from Tetranychus urticae (two-spotted spider mite), 1582 nucleotides. RefSeq lists its product as uncharacterized. The record is from RefSeq and is a predicted model, not a curated record. NCBI's taxonomy places the organism in Eukaryota, Metazoa, Arthropoda, Arachnida, Trombidiformes, Tetranychidae.
CUGUCUCUCAUUUUCCCUCUCUUUUUUCAUACAUCCCGGUCACUGGUUUGACAUUUUUUAUCCUCCAACUGUUUUACGUUAAAAUUUAAUGCCGACAAUUUUAUUUUAUCUUAUUUCAUAAACCAUUUUAAAAACAUAAUUCUAAUCAACAUCAUCUUAACAAUCAACAACAUACUCAUGAACUGGAUUAUAGACUCAUCUUGGUUGAAAGUAAGAGUGGUGAGGUCAUAAUGCAACUGUAACCGUGAAAAUGGCAAAGAGUGAAAGUGAUGAUGGAAGUAUGAAGAUGGUGGGAUUCGUGAAAACUGGAUUACCGGAUAUUACCUGAACUUUCCUACUUCGACAUUCAACUGUGAUCAAUUCAAAUUUUCGGGAUUAGACUUUCAAACGAUUGAACGAUUGAAAAUGUAUCACCUCCUUCAUCUCCUCCUUUCAGCUGAAUAAUAUCACCAUACUUUGUCUCCCUGUUGCUCACUAGGAUCAAAAAUUUCUAAUAUAUAAAGUGAUCAUCGGUAACUCAACAAUCAUCACAAUUUGUUUACCAACAAUCAACCAUCUAAUCAUCUUUUCAACGUAUCAACCAAAAAACAAACUCAAAACCAAAAUGAAUCCAAUGAUUGCUCUCUGUUUCACCCUCCUCGCCGGACAAGCCUUAGCUUCAGCUAACUAUGGUAACUCUUAUGGUUCAUCAUACGGUUCAGCUGGUUACGGUGCUGCUGGAUAUGGUGGCGACUCAUACUCUGCCCCUGCUUCAUACGGUUCAUCAGACUCUUACGGUUCAGGAUACUCUGCCCCAGCUUCAUACGGAGGUGACUCAUAUGGCUCAUCAUACGGAGGUGACUCAUACUCAUCUGGUUACGCUGCUGCCCCACGAGUAAAGAAGGUCAUCAUUGAACGACCAGUCGUCAAACCAGUCUACCUUACCCGAAAGGUUGUCGAAGUCAAGACCAUCUCUGUCCCCAAGGCAGUUGUUGUCAACAAGCCACAUCCAGUUCUUGUCACCAAACACGUUCCAGUUGUUGUCAAGAAAUACAUCCCAGUCCCAGUUAAAUCUUACUCAGCUCCUUCAUACGGUUCAUACGGUUCAUCUGGCUCAUCUGGCUACGGUGACGCUGGUUCAUACUCAGCUGGUGAUGCCUGGGGAGGUGACUCAUACGCUCCAUCAUCUUACGGUUCAGACUCUUAUGGUUCAGACUCUUACGGUUAUGGUGGUGACUCUUAUGGCUCAGACUCUUACGGAGCUGACUCAUACUCAUCAGGUGGAUACGGUGAUGACUACAAAAAGGCUGCCGCCAAGGCCUAAAUUAGAUCAUAUAUCAUUUUAUUCAAUUUCCUAGGUCACCUUGUAUAUUAAUACAUUAUCAAGCCAUUCAUAUAUCAAUCACCAAUAUAUUUUUAUACAGUCGCGCGUUACAAUGUAGACAUCAUAAUUGAAUUUUUUACUUUUUUUCAUUGUUUAUCCAUCCCUUUUCAUGAUUCCCUUAUCAUAAAAUACCAUUUCAACCAAUCAUUGUUUCAUCAACAGCGAAACACAUGAAAACAAUAAAAAAGAAAGCGAUUCAACUUUUUGUCCAAACUAAAA